GUUUGGCUCAGGCCAGCGCAGACUUGUUUGGCAGUGUAGGGGUUAAUCCUAAUCACCCCUCCCUAACGACAGACAGGGAGGGUUAUAAGGGUGAUGAGACUAUUUGUUCGUGGGUGAAGAUUUGCGUUGGGUUCAAGGAUGUGAAGUCAGGAAGGAAGCCAGAGGUGCAGGGGAAGAGAGGAACUCAUCCAGGCAGGAGACCAGGGAAGAGAUCAAGGAAUAGUGGAGGGCAGAAGACGGGAACCGUACAAGAUAGACACUGGUGCUGGGAUCUUGGCAACCGCCCUCGAAAGUUUUGUGAGGUUUCUGGAUUUUGGUACCCCUACCUGGGGCAUUAGAAAUGACUGGUAGAUACACUCAUGCUGUGGUCAGAGGGGUGCCCUCCUCUCUGGCACAGGAGGCAGAUGGGAAGGUGGACCUUGCAAGGGCACAAAGGGAAAGUGGCGUCUUCUGUGGCAUCUUACGACAGAAACUGGGUCUUCAGGUGAUGGAGCUUCCUCCAAAUGAAGAUCUACCCAGAGGGCAGCUAAUCGGUGACAUGGCAGUGGUAAUAGCAGAUACGGCUUUAAUCACCCGCCCAUCAAACCCUGCAAGGAGAAAAGAGACAGAAGGUUUACAUAAGUUGUUUGAAGAGUUGAAAUUUCGGGUUUGUGAACUCACAGAUGAAAGUGCCACACUAGAUGCCAGCGACAUUCUCUUCACCGGUACAGAAAUCUUUGUGGGUUUGUCCAAGUGGACCAAUCUCCGAGGUGCUGAGAUAGUAGCCAAAACCUACCAGGAUUAUGCAGUGUCCACUGUGCCGGUUGCGGGAGAUUUAAAUCUAAAAAGUUUCUGCAGUAUGGCCGGCCCUGACACCCUGGUGAUCGGCAGUAGUGACACUGCAAAAAGAGCGCUCAAGAUGAUGGAGCAGCUGACUGAUCACCAUUAUGAGACGCUGACUGUGCCCGAUGACCCUGCCGCCAACUGCAUCUAUGCCCGGGUGGGGCCCAAAUCCAACGUUCUGGUUCAUCGCAGUGCAGAAGAAUAUCCAGAUAGUGUUCAGGUCUUUCAGAAGCUGACAGAUUAUUCACUAGUCCCGGCGUCUUGCACGGAGGUGUCGAAGAUCGGAGGCUGCCUGACCGCCUGCUCUAUACUGAUCAAUCGCAAGCUGGAGAUCUGAGGCUGUGUCCGCAGCCGCCCUGGUGCUGAGCUGUUAGUAUAGAGGCGGCCUCCCUUCUCAUAUAUCGUCAUACAGCAGACAUAUCCGUCUAUUGGUUCCAUGGUAUCAUACAUCUUACACACAGCCUAUAGCACACUGUGUAUAUACAUAUCUAGGAACAGGCCGGGGCUGCCUGUGUAGAUUUCAGUAGUUAUCUGGAAUUUUGUCAUUUAUUAUAAUUUUUUUUUUUUCCCCCACUUCUUCCUAUAGAUAUGAUGAUGUAGACCAGUGGUUUGCAAACAGAGAACCUCCAACU
Hyla sarda is the source of this 1454-nucleotide messenger RNA. It is a transcript of the gene DDAH2, whose product is annotated as dimethylarginine dimethylaminohydrolase 2. The transcript is spliced from 7 exons. Lineage: Eukaryota; Metazoa; Chordata; Amphibia; Anura; Hylidae. The record is from RefSeq and is a predicted model, not a curated record. Gene Ontology annotation, biological process: arginine metabolic process; positive regulation of nitric oxide biosynthetic process. The coding region runs from base 341 to 1159 and encodes 272 amino acids. Gene Ontology annotation, molecular function: dimethylargininase activity; amino acid binding.